AUGCCACGACAAAUCCUCAUCAUCAACGGCCCCAACCUGAACCUUCUCGGUACUCGGGAGCCGCACAUCUACGGCGCCACGACGCUCGACGACGUCGUCGCCCAGGCCACGUCCCAAGCCAAAGCCCUCGACGCCGAAAUCUCGGCCUUCCAGUCGAACCACGAAGGCGCCAUCGUGGACCGACUGCAUGCCGCCCGCGGCGUCAUGGAUGUCGUCGUCAUCAACCCCGGGGCAUACACGCACACCAGCGUUGCCAUCCGCGACGCCCUGCUCGGCGUCGAGGUGCCGUUUGUCGAGGUGCACAUUUCCAACGUGCACGCGCGCGAGGAUUUCAGAAAGAAGAGCUUCUUGAGCGACAAGGCUGAGGCGGUGAUUUGCGGCCUCGGAGUGUUUGGGUAUACGGCCGCGGUGGAGUUUGCAGCCAAGCAUGUCAAGCUAAAGGGCAGCAAGGCACAUUUGUAA
Molecule: messenger RNA, 462 nt
Organism: Cordyceps militaris CM01
Lineage: Eukaryota; Fungi; Ascomycota; Sordariomycetes; Hypocreales; Cordycipitaceae
Product: 3-dehydroquinate dehydratase
Exons: 1
Coding region: 1-462 (153 amino acids)
Biological process (GO): quinate catabolic process
Molecular function (GO): 3-dehydroquinate dehydratase activity
Source: RefSeq, a predicted model, not a curated record